Molecule: messenger RNA, 1401 nt
Organism: Coniosporium apollinis CBS 100218
Lineage: Eukaryota; Fungi; Ascomycota; Dothideomycetes
Exons: 3
Coding region: 1-1401 (466 amino acids)
Cellular component (GO): endoplasmic reticulum membrane; oligosaccharyltransferase complex
Source: RefSeq, a predicted model, not a curated record
AUGAGGUGGCUAGUCUCUUUUCUUCUGCUCGCGCUGCUGGGCGUUGUCCAAGCGCUGAGCUUCAGUGGAAGCCGACUACUGGUUGUCAUCGAGGAGCUGGAGGAGAAGGAGAAAUACUCGCAGUUCUGGGGGGACCUGAAAUCUCGAGGAUUUUUACUUUCCUUCGAAUCACCGAAGAACGACAAGCUAUCUCUCUUCAAACACGGCGAACGAGCAUACGACCACCUCAUCCUCUUUCCACCCAAGUCAAAAGGCCUAGGGCCAAACCUCACGCCCCAAAUCCUUCUCGACUUCGUCAACAGAGAUGGCAAUAUCCUCCUAACCCUCUCUGGCGACUCACCUACUCCCGCCGCUAUAAGCUCGCUUCUCCUAGAGCUCGACAUCCACCUCCCUCCAGACCGCAAUGCUCUGGUCGUAGAUCAUUUCAACUUCGACACCAAGACCGCUGCAGAGAAGCAUGAUGUGCUUGUUCUGCCACCUCCUCAAGCUCACCGACCAGGUGUCAAGAACUUCUUCUCCGUUGGAGGAACCCUCGCCGUGCCACGAGCGGUUGGACAGGUCCUCAGCAAUGAAAGCCCUCUACUGGUGCCCAUCCUCCGCGCACCCACCACCGCAUAUAGUUACAACCCGAAAGAUGAGGCGGAAGCUGUAGAGGAGCCCUUUGCCGUUGGCCAGCAGUUGUCACUCAUCUCUGCACUGCAAGCUCGCAACUCCGCCCGUUUCACCGUGCUGGGUUCGGUCGAGAUGCUGCAGAACCAGUGGUUGAACGCGAACGUCAAGACAGCCGGCAAGGAGACCACGACUGCGAAUCGCGAAUUCGCGAAGCAGCUUUCGAGUUGGACGUUCAAAGAACUGGGUGUGCUCAAGGUCGGCAAGCUACAGCACUACCUCGCCGAAGACGGGAAGAAGUUCAAUACUAGCUCGCUUUCUGUUCCGGAGCACAAUCCUACAAUCUACCGCAUCAAGAACGACGUGACUUUCACAAUCGAGCUCUCAGAGUACGUUGAGGACCAUCUACAGCCAUUCCUCCCACCCGCAGAUGAUGACCUACAACUGGAGUUCACCAUGCUAUCGCCAUUCCACCGCCUUUCCCUAAAACCGAUCGGCACAACCGAGAACGCUACCAUCUUCGCAACUUCAUUCACGCUCCCGGACCAACACGGCAUCUUCAACUUCCGCGUCAAUUACAAGCGUCCCUUCAUGACGAAUGUAGAUGAGAAGAGGCAAGUUACUGUCAGACACUUCGCACAUGAUGAGUGGCCAAGGAGUUGGGAAAUCAGCGGCGCCUGGGUAUGGAUCGGAGGAGUUUGGGUCACGGUCCUUGGGUGGAUGGCAUUUGUUGGUGUUUGGCUGUACUGUGAGCCGAUGGAUCGGAAGGCUGAAGUUAAGAAGACGCAGUAG